AGAGGAGCCUCAGCUGCUGUGAAGGGGCUGCGUCAAAGGGAAAGCUAUGAGUGAAGCAGGCCUCCCUCUCUCCUUCCACCUUCUCCUCCUCCUCCUCCUCCUCCCCCAAGGCCAGAGUAGUUGGGGGACGCCUAGGGAAGGAGAGAGCCCCUUGCGAGUGGAGCCCGAGCAGCCAGUGGUCCAAGUGGGAGGUUCCAUCCAGCUCCGGUGCUCUGUGGCUUGCCCCCAGGAGGAAGCCAUGGUGCAAUGGAAGGGGCUAGAUACAAGCCUGGGCCAUGUCUCCUCCGGGCCGGGCCUCAGCAUCCUGACCAUCCCCGAGGCCACUCUCUCCAUGGGUGGCAUCAAGGUGUGUAUCAGCACAUGCCAAGGCAGCACCUACCAGGCCACCGUAGAGCUGCUGGUGUACGCCUUCCCUGACAAAGUAGAAGUGUCCCCAAGCACCCUGGUCCCUGGGCAAGGCGUCACCCUGAUCUGCUCGGCCCGAGAGGUCUUCCCUUAUGACAGCCUGACGUUUGCCUGGUUCCGGGGUGAUGAGAAGGUGGAGGGGCUGCGCUCCUUGGACAGGGAUGUGGAGCCAGAGCAGGAAGCAGAGACCGGGGAAGAGCUGGACGUGUACUGGGUCACUGAGCGCUGGGCUCUGCCGGCAGAGCUGGCCACGCCGGGCCCUGAGCUCCGCUGCCUGGUGGAGAUGAAGUUUGAGCAGCAGGUUUUCAGCCACAGCCGGGCCAUAGCUGUUAUUUCCAGGAUGACAUCCCCAGACCCGAGCACCCCUCCGACAACGACCCCCAUUGUGGGGCUGGCUCCAGCCUCCUCAGAGGUCUCCACAGUACAGGCUUCCAGCACCAGCCUCCCUGACACCACAGCUUCCUCCCUGACAUUGGGCCCUGGGUCUUCACCAUCCCCUACCUCAAAACCCAGUUCUGGCCGUUCUUGUCUCCCUGACAUAUUUCUGUCCCGGGUUUCAGGGGUCCAUGGGGGGCCCCUGGAGCUAACAUGCCUGGCAGCUUGUGAAACUGAGACAUCUGUGCACUGGACGCAGGCCCCGGGCAGGUUGGCAGACUACCAGAGACAGGAGGAUGGUGCCCAAGCCACCUUACUCAUACUGUCUCCAGGGCCUUGGCACAGGGGCCUGUACCAGUGCCAGCUGGAGCCUGGGGGUCAGAAGGCCAGUUAUGACCUGACCAAGGAGAUCGUGCCUGAUCUGGACAACUCGGACAACUCAGCUGCCCUAUGGACAGGGGGCUGCGCGCUAGGGCUGAUCCUUGUCACCUUUGUGUCUUACCGCCUGUGGAGAUGGCUCAGAGCUAAGCACACUGCCUGGGCCCAAAGCCUCGGCCAGCCUUGAACACACCCUCUUUGCCACAGCCCUGGCUGAAUUGGAGGCCCUCGAUCUUGUCGGGUUCCAAGACUGGAGAGCGGGAUCCCUGGUCCCCUCGUGGGCCAGUGUAAGAAGUGGGGAGGCCACCCCCCAUCCUGAACCCCAGCCAUGAGGCAAGCCUGAGCCUCACCUUGCUCUGCCAACUGGACAAAGGGAAAACCAACCACCUGCCCCCCCCCCAGAACCCUGGGAACUGGCUCCAUUGGCUUUUCCCACAGCUACGUGGAAGGGGGGGUGCGGUCAUCACGGCUGGGUAAGGACACUUUGGGGAGGUCUACUCUCAGCUGUCUCCCAUCAGGCUCACUCACAUCAGCCAGCUCUUCUCUUGGGAUGGGGAUGGAGGGCAGGGGCAGGUGGGGGGAGGCCCUCCCAGUCACCCAAAGGAGCUGACUAAUAAAUUGCUCAUCUGCCUGUGGA
Dromiciops gliroides (monito del monte) is the source of this 1795-nucleotide messenger RNA. RefSeq names its product mucosal vascular addressin cell adhesion molecule 1 (gene MADCAM1). Gene Ontology annotation, biological process: positive regulation of lymphocyte migration; leukocyte tethering or rolling; heterotypic cell-cell adhesion. Gene Ontology annotation, cellular component: membrane. NCBI's taxonomy places the organism in Eukaryota, Metazoa, Chordata, Mammalia, Microbiotheria, Microbiotheriidae. The record is from RefSeq and is a predicted model, not a curated record. The coding region runs from base 47 to 1345 and encodes 432 amino acids. The transcript is spliced from 5 exons. Gene Ontology annotation, molecular function: integrin binding involved in cell-matrix adhesion.